CCUCCUCUAAGAAUCGCAUAUAAUCUCCCUUUAACAAAAUUAAUUAUCACUAAUCUCCAGAAUAAUUAAUCUAUCCAUAUUCCAUCACACAAAUGUUGCAUCUGACGCAAGCCGCCAAAAAUAAGAACCAAAAUGGCUGUAUCGUAAUUAUCUUGGGUAACUGAGGGCAUUGUGUUACUGUCUUUAGUAUAUAAACACCGCCCCUCAAAAAAAUCUCAAAUCCAUCAGCAUCAAUCCUUUCUCUCCAUUUUCUUACACUUUCUCUUCGAACACGCAACUCGGAAAAAAAUGGCUGGAGGUAUCGGAAAAUGCAGCAAGAUCCGGCACAUUGUGAAGCUGAGACAGAUGCUCCGGCAAUGGCGGAGCAAGGCGCGAAGUUCCUCUGUCAGACGCUGUGUGCCGUCGGAUGUGCCGUCAGGAUACGUGGCAGUCCACGUUGGAAGCAGUUGCAGGAGAUUCGUGGUGUGUGCUACGCAUCUGAACCACCCCAUCAUCAGAAGCCUCUUGGCCAAAGCCGAGGAGGAGUUCGGGUUUGCGAACCACGGUCCAUUGGUUAUCCCAUGUGACGAAUCGGUUUUUGAGGAAUCGAUUCGGUUAAUAACCCGGUCGUGUUGGUUUACUUGUACCGACAGUUUAAAGAAGAACCGCCGCGGUGGCACUAGGAGCAAGCUGGAUCGUUUGAUUGAAUCUCGGCCGUUGCUUUUCACCGAGAAGACUAUUAUCUGGUGAUCCACCUGAUCCCAUUUGUAUCGGGUCCAUGGUGGGGGAUACGCAGGAGAUGGCCGUGAAAGGUGUCGUCCCGGGUUCAAAUACGAGUUCAUGAGAAAAUACUCAAAAUAGUGGUCAUUAUUGGGGAUUGGCUGUAAAACAGAUUGAUCAAUUUCUAUUACAUUUAUUUAUUCAUUUGUUACUUAAUUUUGGUAUUUUGCUCUAAAAUAUAUUCAGCAAUACCCAUUAUGUUUAUCUACUCAUUCUUUCAUUUUAAAAAUAUUUUUCAAACCUUUCGAAAUGGUUAUUGUUGUCUAACAACGAACGUAUAGACUGCAGAACCUUGUA
Molecule: messenger RNA, 1056 nt
Organism: Brassica rapa (field mustard)
Lineage: Eukaryota; Viridiplantae; Streptophyta; Magnoliopsida; Brassicales; Brassicaceae
Product: auxin-responsive protein SAUR50-like
Biological process (GO): response to auxin
Source: RefSeq, a predicted model, not a curated record